UCUAUGAGAGUUAAGAUUGUUCUUAACUUUCCCAGUGAAAUUACUGAGGCUUAAAAGCAUUAACUGACUGCACCGUGUUCAGUAUCUUGGUGUUGUAGUGAUGGGGGGAAUUGCCUUAAUUAUGGUGGAGAAAUAAUGGCAAGCCCUUAUGUUACACUGGUUUUACUUCAAGAUGCUAACUGAGGAACAAAAAGAAAAGUAUGCGGAAAUGGCUCGUCAGCGGAAAGCUAAGAAAUCAGAAGUAGCAACAAAAGAGGUGAAUGAAUGAAUCUGGAAUAGGGAAAAUCAGUUUUAUAUUUUCAGAGCCGCCCAGGCAAGUCCCACCACCUCUUCCCACAUUUCCUUCCGCACAAACUGAGAAGAGAUUUUCUGCUGCAAACCCCAUUGGUCCACCUGGGAAGAGUGAUAAAGUUGUACUUGAAACCACAUUCUUCUACCUGAAUAUCUUCAGCCAUGGAGUUCUGCCCCCUCAUUGCAAACAACGUUUCCUUCCUUGCGAAAUUGGAUGUGUGAAGUAUUCACUAAAAGAUGGCAUAAUUGCAGAGUUUCAUCACUUUGUAGAUCCUGGAGAGGUUCCAAGGGGAUUUCGCUUUCAUUGCCAGGCAGCAAGUGAUGCUACACAUAGGAUUCCCCUAUCUGGCUUUGAGCUUGCAACUGCAAAUUACUCCAUUGUGUUACGUGAGCUCUACUCAUUUAUUCAGCCACGGUGGGGCACCUGGCCACCUGUGUAUUGUAAGUCUUCUGACCAGUUUAGGGUCAACUGGUGCCUGCAGCAUAUGGCUAGAGAAGCGGGCACAGUUAAUAAUCUGGAGAGUCUCUGUGUGGAAGACCUUGUUGUGGAGCUGUAUUAUCAGAAGCUUCAAAAGGAGCCUUCUAAGGCAUGGGUGUGUAACUCCCUGGAUGCCUCCAUGUGGGAUUACUCCAGCAAUACUAGGUGCAAGUGGCAUGAAGAAAACGAUGUAGUGUUCUGUGCUCUUGCUACUUGCAAGAAAAUUGCAUACUGUAUCAGCAAUUCCUUAGCCAAUAUGUAUUGUGUCCAGCUGACUGCAUCUCACUUACCCUUGUGUGAGAAGGACUCCCAAAACACAGCAAAUCCUAAAAUGGUGGUUCUGGAUGCUGGACGUUUCCAGAAAAUGAGGGCUGCUGAGCGCCCUGGAAAUGAAAGGUACUACCGAUCUCUUAAUGAGGAGCUAGGUGCUGCCUCUUGUACUGGUCAGCAUCCUUCAGGAGUGAAAACAGCAGGUGAAACAACUACUAGGCGUGGAAGAGGAAUAGCCUGGUUUCUGGAAAGCGUCUCAAAGCAGUCCAGCAGUUAAGACAUUUGCAGUACAGUGCCUCCCAUUCAGAACUGCUCUGCAUAUAAUGAUUCCCACCAUCUUUGGGAAUAUAAAUACUUUAUAUUUCCUUAUUCUGUCAUGUGUUAAAUAUUACCUUUAAUGAAAAAAGCCAUUCUAAUCCCAUUGCAAGGGGAAAAAUUUAAGUUUUUAAAAUAACAAACGUUAUUGUGAGUUAUGAAUAUUAUUUUUGUAUGUAGGAAUAUUUAGUAGAAACUUGAAAUAAUGAAGUCAGUAGGAUAAGAGAUUAGAUAAUGAAACCAGAAGGGCAACUUUGUGAAAUGAUGUCUGGAUUUUUAAGUUCUGUUGUGGCUUUUCUUGAGAGCAAAGCCUAUUUACACCUACUGGUGCCUUACUGAAGUAAACCUUUGCUAAGGAACCAGUUGCAAUUAUGUUUUUUUUAAUAAGCUAUUCUAGGAUUUGGUAUGGUACCAAUUACAUAUUGUUUUUGUCAGAGGGGCAAGGUUUUGGUAUAAAGCCCUUAAAUUAGCCAACAAUAGAAGCAACAUACAUUUUUUGGUAAAACUUGCAAUCCGGUAAUAUCUCCCCCAUAAAA
Messenger RNA from Lacerta agilis (Sand lizard), 1890 nucleotides. It is a transcript of the gene MAEL, whose product is annotated as maelstrom spermatogenic transposon silencer. The coding region runs from base 261 to 1316 and encodes 351 amino acids. Gene Ontology annotation, cellular component: nucleus; P granule. The transcript has 11 exons. The record is from RefSeq and is a predicted model, not a curated record. Gene Ontology annotation, molecular function: sequence-specific DNA binding. Gene Ontology annotation, biological process: spermatogenesis; male meiotic nuclear division; regulation of miRNA-mediated gene silencing. NCBI's taxonomy places the organism in Eukaryota, Metazoa, Chordata, Lepidosauria, Squamata, Lacertidae.